AUUCGGUGGAAAGAUGUAGGAUACUCAGAGUUUUGUUCAGCAAGACAAUAUGUACAAGCGUUCAUCAUUUGUACAUUUUGAAACUUGCAUUCGACAGUAGUAAAAAGUUGAAGUUAGGCUACGAACGAACUAACGUAACGUUAAUUAACGGUUGCAAAAAAAAAUCUAUGGCGGUAAUGACGCAUCGCUUAGUCUCAUUUAGCCACCUUUUUAAAGACACGUAACAACUUUAAAAAUAUCACGAGGGGGGUAUUCACUCCCGUGUUUUAUAUCGUAUAAAACAUGUUAAAACCUCUUAAACUGGCGUACAAAAACUCCAAGAGGGAACCGGAAGUGCAGAAAUGCCGAUUAGCCGGGCCCUAAAGGAUACUAACGUGAACUCUUGAAUCACUAUUCCCACGGGGUGGCGACAGAAGCUAACGUUAAGGUUCUCAGGUUUGGUGUGUUGUCUAAAAUACUCCCGUUUAAUGUAGUCUGCGUAUUAAGAUAUUUGCAUUCGGCGUGGUUUAAAUGGCGCUCUUCUUCUCCUCUCAGUGUUUGAUAACGUGUGGUUCCACCGUGUAAUGUUAAUUAACCGAAUGUCGGUGUUGUGGACGGCGAAGGUGCUGGGCCUGGGUGCCGUGGCUCUUUCUCUCGCCGUGGAGCUGCUCGUCCGCCUCCUCCGUCGCCUCGGGCCCUCCGGGACCCUCAACGAGGUCCUCUUCUUUCCCUCGGAGGUGGCCUGCGUGGAGCACCUCUUCUCUUCCCUGUCGGCCGGUUCCUGUGUCUGCCCGUUGCGUCACGGCAUCGAGACUUCUCUGUCCCGUCUCCUCCGCCACAUCAUGUCCGCCUCCUCCUCUCUGGACUUGUGCGUCUUCGCCUUCUCCAACGCCAACCUGUGCCGGGCCGUGCUCACGCUGCACGCGAAGGGGGUCACCGUCCGCGUCCUCACCGACAAGGACUACGCCAUCAUCACUGGCUCCCAGAUAGGGGUCCUCCGGAAGGCCGGGAUCUGUGCGCGGUGCGACUCCAGCUGCGUUCACAUGCAUCACAAGUUCGCGCUGGUGGACGGCCGGCUGCUGCUCACCGGCUCCCUCAACUGGACGCUGACGGCGGUGCAGAGCAACACGGAGAACGUGCUGGUCACCGAGGAGCCGGACCUGGUGCGACCCUUUGUCGAGGAGUUCCACAGGUUGUGGGAAAGCAACGACGUGGCCAUGGACCUCUGGUCAGGUGACCAAAAGUCUGACACCAGAUCCAGCGACGGAGGUAGAAAGCAUGCGUGUUAAGUCUGGCAAGGCAUUAUGGGCCGCAGCUCAUUGGUAGUGUUGUCGUUCAAGAUGAUUCAAGUUUCAUGGCAGUUUUAGAAAAGAAAAAAACGUAUCUGAAGAGUUGUCUAAUAAACCAGAGUCUGCAGUUAAGAAAACAUGUUUGAUUUAGUUAGAACAGGACUAAGAUUAUUUUAGUCAAGUUAAUAUUUGUUAUACGGUUACACUGUUUUUAAAGUUUUCCCCAGAAAAGUUAUUUUAAUUUCUUUAAGGUUAUAAUGUAAUAUCUAUUACAUGAUACUUUUUCUCCCUUGGGAAGAAGUAGAUUAUCUAUGGUACUUACAAAUUUGAGUUUAAUACCUUUUAUAAAUUUAAUAAAAUACUAAAACCAUCACCCAGUCUAUGACUCAACUCUAAAAUUCCCUGGCUGUGUAAACCAGUGCUCUCAGGGACCAGGUUUGGCCGAGCACCAAUAAAAAACCCUGUUUCACAAUGCACUUCUGGCAGGUCUGUUGCAUCACUGCCCUGCAGCCAGAGUUUUGUUUUCUCUCUUGCACCAACAUGAUUUUCUUUCACUCGGGUGUUAAUACAAAAAACGUGCUAGCACUCUCAAUGCU
Pungitius pungitius (ninespine stickleback) is the source of this 1864-nucleotide messenger RNA. RefSeq names its product phospholipase D family, member 6 (gene pld6). Gene Ontology annotation, biological process: piRNA processing. Gene Ontology annotation, molecular function: RNA endonuclease activity producing 5'-phosphomonoesters, hydrolytic mechanism. The record is from RefSeq and is a predicted model, not a curated record. Lineage: Eukaryota; Metazoa; Chordata; Actinopteri; Perciformes; Gasterosteidae. The coding region runs from base 564 to 1268 and encodes 234 amino acids. The transcript has 4 exons. Gene Ontology annotation, cellular component: mitochondrion.